This is a messenger RNA of Caenorhabditis elegans, 183 nucleotides long. It is a transcript of the gene C31H5.4, whose product is annotated as Nematode Specific Peptide family, group A. The coding region runs from base 1 to 183 and encodes 60 amino acids. The record is from RefSeq and is marked reviewed. Lineage: Eukaryota; Metazoa; Nematoda; Chromadorea; Rhabditida; Rhabditidae. The transcript has a single exon.
AUGCUCUACACAAUUGCUGCCGUUGGAGCCUGUGCAUACUUCGCAACCACAGACUCAAUCGUCAAAAAAGUAGUCGUGGACACUGUAAAAGCCGUCGUCUGGCCAACAAGUGAUGAGCAAGUCGCCGAAAAAAUGAAGGAGAAGAAGACGGACAAGGAAGAUGCUGAUUGGGCUCUUUACUGA